UCCGGCCAUAUCUGACAUCGUCAUCCUGGUGGACGGCUCCGGGAGCAUCGGGACGUUGAACUUUAUGCUUGUCAGGACCUUCCUGGAGAACCUCAUCAGGGCCUUCUCGGUGGAGUUUGUCAAGACCAGGAUCGGCCUGGCUCUGUACAGCCAAGACCCGCAGAUAGAGUGGCACCUCAACACUUACACCACCAAAGAGGCUGUUCAAGGCGGUGAAGAACAUCCCUUACAACGGAGGGGGCACGAUGACAGGUCUGGCUCUCACCUUUAUCCUGGAGACCAGCUUUAGACCUGAGUCCGGGUCCAGGCCCGGCGUUCCCAAGAUCGGGAUUCUCAUCACGGACGGGAAGUCCCAGGAUGACGUCAUCCCUCCGGCACGCAGCCUCAGGGAGGCCGGCAUCGAACUGUUUGCCAUCGGUGUGAAAGGCAGCGAUGAAAACGGGCUGAAGGCCAUCGCGUCUCCCCCAGAGGAAACUCACAUGUACUACGUAGCCGACUUCAGCGUGAUGAACGACAUCGUGGAGAGUCUCACCAAGAGGGUGUGUGAGCGGGUGGAGCAGCUGGACAGGCAGAUCAAAGGUGGGCCUAUGGCUAAAGUUAGAAAUGAUCAUAUGGAUGUUGACAAGUUGGUGGGAGGAGCCAGUCGCUGUGAAGGAACCCUGGAGGUGAAACAUCAAGGAGAAUGGAGACCAGUAGGUUACUAUAGAUGGAACCUGAAGGAAGCAGCAGAAUCCAUCAGGCUGGUGAAUGGGUCUGGUCUGUGCUCAGGCAGACUGGAGGUGAGGUCUAACCAGUCUAACCAGUGGUCCUCAGUGUGUGAAGAGGACUUUGACCAGCAGGGUGCAGAGGUGGUCUGUAGGGAGCUUGGCUGUGGGGCUCCUUCAGUCCUCCAGGGGGCGCUCUAUGGAGAAGUGGAGGCUCCAAUGUGGACCAAAGGGUUCCAGUGUGGAGGCCAUGAGUCUGCUCUCCUGGACUGUAGAAGCUCAGGCUCAGAGAGAAACACCUGCUCACCUGGUAAAGCUGUUGGACUCACCUGCUCAGAACCUGUGAGGUUGGUGGGAGGAGCCAGUCGCUGUGAAGGAACCCUGGAGGUAAAACAUCAAGGAGAAUGGAGACCAGUAGAUUACCAUGGAUGGAACCUGAAGGGAGCAGAUGUUGCCUGUAGAGAUCUGGACUGUGGCUCUGCUGUUUCUAUCAGACACAGAAAGGAGUCCUCAGUGAGAUCUGUAUGGUGGAUUCACUCUGACUGUGUUCAGUCUGGAUCUGCUGUGAGGGAGUGUUUAUGGUCAGGUUCCACUUCCUACAUCGUGGAUCUCACCUGCUCAGCACCUGGUGAUGCUGAAGUGGAGACAUGUUUCUUCAUCAGGGUCAAGGCCCAUCUUCUGAGGUGUGGAUAG
Messenger RNA from Pungitius pungitius (ninespine stickleback), 1397 nucleotides. Its product is annotated as scavenger receptor cysteine-rich type 1 protein M130-like. The coding region runs from base 246 to 1397 and encodes 383 amino acids. NCBI's taxonomy places the organism in Eukaryota, Metazoa, Chordata, Actinopteri, Perciformes, Gasterosteidae. Gene Ontology annotation, cellular component: plasma membrane. The record is from RefSeq and is a predicted model, not a curated record. Gene Ontology annotation, biological process: zymogen activation. Gene Ontology annotation, molecular function: serine-type endopeptidase activity. The transcript has 9 exons.